Molecule: messenger RNA, 345 nt
Organism: Gamsiella multidivaricata
Lineage: Eukaryota; Fungi; Mortierellomycota; Mortierellomycetes; Mortierellales; Mortierellaceae
Exons: 1
Coding region: 1-345 (114 amino acids)
Source: RefSeq, a predicted model, not a curated record
AUGGCUGCCGAGAACCAUUCCGAUAUCCUGGAAUGGAUACAGGAGCAAAUCAAGCUGCACGAGUCCGAUCAAGACCAUACAUACCUACAUCGGUUCCAGUAUAUCCAUGAGGCCUUCAAGCGACUACAAAAGUUCCUUGACGAGAAUACCGCGGAAGAGGCACCUGAUGAGCGCAAAGAGAUUCUGGAGCUGAGGGCUUCUGUGUAUAAGGGUCUCAUCGAGAUCACCAAGGGUUUCGAAAGAAACUACCCUUGGGAUCAAGAGGAGUGGUAUGAGAUGCGGGAGGUCAUUCAUGAGACCAUGGUCUCCUUUUGCUUCUGCACAAGAUACAUGUACCGUUCUUGA